AUGCUCAUUUUGAUUUUAUUAUGUGGUUUCCUGGUUGUUGAUUCCUAUAAGAUCUUGGUAUUUUCUCCAACAAUUAGUCGGUCUCAUAUGAUCUCGAAUGGAAGGAUAGCUGACGAAUUGGCUAAGGCCGGCCACCACGUUGUUCUGCUUGAACCGGAUUUCCUGAAUAUUUCUCACACUGUACAAAGUUCAAAGGUGGCUCAUAGAAUGACGGUAUCAGGGUUUUCGUCCAUCCUACACGAUGUCAUACAAGGAGAAUACGUUCAGAAACAUAGUAAUGCAAGGAGAAUACGUGUAUUGAAAUCUUCUUUUCAAGAUUUUCUGAGCCGAGAAGACUUGAUAGAAAAGCUACGAGCAGAAAAAUUCGACGCGUAUUUUGGUGAACAAAUUAAUCUUUGUGGACACGGACUGGCCUACAUAUUGGGGAUCAAAUCGCAUUUUUGGGUGUCCAGUUGCCCCAUCAGCGAUUACAUGGCCUGGCUACUGGGAAUGCCUCAGCCCUCAUCGUAUAUACCUUCGUUAAUAGGCAUGGAUAUUACCCAUAGACCGAGUUAUUGGGAAAGAGCGCAGAACAUUUGGUCAACAUUUCUGUAUGUUCAAUUCGCACUUGAAGCCACCGAAAUGUUCCGAAAGCGAUAUGGUGCGAACUUCCCAAAUUUGGAAGCGAUUGCGGCUGACUCCGACAUGGUAUUCGUAAACACAGAUGAAUUUGUCGACUUCCCCCGUCCUACUCUUCCUCAUGUGGUUCAUAUUGGAGGACUGGGGGAAGGAAGUUCAUCGAAGAGAUCGAAAGGAGUAGUGUACUUCUCGUUGGGAACGCUCGUCAACACAUCAUCACUGCCCGCAUUUGCGAUGAGAGCCGUCGUAGAUGCGGUCAAAAAAACUCCUGAUUACCACUUCAUCUUGGUUACAGACAGCAGAGAUCACUUCACACGACAUCUUUCCGAAGCUCUGCCAAAUGUCUUCCUGUGCAGUUGGGCGCCACAAGCUGCACUUCUAAGUCAUCCCCGUUUACAAGCUUUCAUAACGCAUGGUGGGUACAACAGCAUAAUGGAGGCAUCACGAUACGCUGUACCGCUGGUGACGAUACCAUUUUACUUUGAUCAAGUAAGUUUAAGGAACAGUCGUGCUGCUGAAUUGAAUGGCUGGGGAAUUCCAGUGAAUCGAUUCUCUCUUCCCUCAAAGUGGCAACUACUCAAAAGCAAUUUUUGUAGGUAUAAGCAAGCCGCUGUACGAAUCUCAACUCUGAUACGAACGAAACCAUUCAAAUCCUCUGAAAAGCUUAUAAAGUAUACUGAAUUCGUAUUGAUGAACGGUGGUGUGAAGGAAUUACUUGCUGAAGGUCGACGGCUUCCUUUUCUACAGUAUCACAAUCUUGACAUUUUUAUUCCGUUAGGAGUUGCUUUCAUAUUUGCUUGCUGGAUCUUCUUCCGAUUGCUAUGCACUAUUUUCUUUAUCGCAUUUCCACCUGUCAAACAAAAACUGCAAUAA
Haemonchus placei is the source of this 1491-nucleotide messenger RNA. NCBI's taxonomy places the organism in Eukaryota, Metazoa, Nematoda, Chromadorea, Rhabditida, Trichostrongylidae. The record is from the annotation of a GenBank genome assembly.